GAGCGGAGCACGGAGACAGAUUCAAAAAAGCAAAAGGAACCGUUCAUGGUGGUGGACUAACCCUGUAAAGCCAGUCCUAAAGAGUCCAAACCAUGUGUAAAGGAUUAGCUGCCCUGCCUCAGACAUGUCUGGAGAGGGCUAAAGGGAUCAAGACUAAGUUGGGAACUCUGCUCCAGAAGCCAGAGAAUGCCAUUGACCUCAUUAUCCCAUACCCGGAAAAGCCUGAGAAGAAACCAGAAAAGCUUCAGAAACCAACCCCUGAAGAGGCUGCCCAGUGGCGUGAGUCUCUGGACCGAGUCCUCACCAACAGCUAUGGCCUUGCUACAUUCAGGAGCUUCCUGAGAUCUGAGUUUAGCGAGGAGAACAUUGAGUUCUGGUUGGCUUGUGAGGAUUUUAAGAAGACCAAGGCUCCGCUGAAAAUGGUCACCAAGGCCAAGAAGAUUUAUGAAGAUUUCAUUCAGACUGGGGGACACAAAGAGGUGAACAUUGACCAUUUCACCAGAGACGUGACUCUGAGGAACCUGGUUGACCUUUCCGCUUCCACCUUUGACCUGGCUCAGAGCCGCAUCUACACCCUGAUGGAGAAGGAUUCCUUCUGCCGCUUCCUCAAAUCUGAGCAGUACCAAGAGCUCAUCAAGUAAACGCAAUUAUCCAGCUGUAGGGAGACAAAAACUCAGACACCUCCUUGAUCGUGUGGAUUUGGCAAAUAUUUUAGAAAUCCAUCCUUACAUGCAAAUCCAAUUGUUAUUUGUGAAUUAUUUUACUUUAUAGAAUAUGUCGGCUCCUGAAAAUCAAUCAGAUUAGAAAAAAUGAUCUUGGAAUGUGUAAGAAUUUGAAAGCAAAAACAUCCAAAUUGUCUCCCUACAGCUUCGUUAAGAACUUCUUGAUAACCCAAAGACCAAAUUUUAAAGAAUGGCAAGACAUUGUUAAACAUUCAAAUUACAUAAUGCCAGUAACAGUUUGUUUUGCAUAACCUGUUAGCCGGGACGGAAUUUUUAGCUCCCUGUCUACUAAAUAAAAUGGAAAAUCCUAGUCAGACUAAUUCCCACUUGUAAUUAAUUAGACUAGAUAAGUGGCUCAUGUUUUUGAAGAGGACAUCCUGGCCUCUGAGAUGCAAUUCAGACAAGUAUCUGAGCACAGUGUUCAUAUGUCUGCUGUGAAGAGAGAUACGGCUGGUGUGGGGACGGGAGCGAAUGACGUGCUUUUUUCUUGGAAACGUCCACAUUAAUGUUAAAACUCAAGUCAAAGGGACAAGGGGUUGGGGGGGAGGGAAGGGGGAGUAUACACUUAAGCCCUGAAAGGCCCAUCAUCAUUCACAGUAAAAGAAGAGAGGGACAUGUUUAAAUGCAUCAAGUCCCUGGGAAAAGCCAGAGAGGAGAUUUGUUGUGGUGUGUAUGUUGCUAAGAUGGGAAAACCAAGUAGGAGUGGAUCUCCAUAAAGCAUUGGGAUUUUUUAAAAUAUAUAUCCAGAGGGACAGCUUUUCCCAGGAAGUAUAAGGGAAAAUCACAACAUAAAAUCAUAUAUUCUGAUUUAAGCAAACCCCAAUGAUGAGUCUCUUUCAAAAUACUUACCUAUAUAAUAAAAUUGUCAUUAUGUGAUCAUUAAUGACUAUCUUUUUUUUUCCUGAGAACAUUGCAUGCCCUUGACAUGAGCAGUUAAUCUUAAUUAUAGAUGUUUUACAUAACAUGUUGCCUACAAUUUGUCAAGUACAUGGUAUCCAUAUGUAUGAAAUGAUUUCCCUUAUUAAACUUUGCAUGUGUGAAUCUGACCAGAUGCACCUACAGUACACAAUUGCAUGUUUUGUUGUUUUUUUCACCAUUUUAUUGUUCAUUAAAAGUAUAUACAGUAUAUAGCAUUAUAUGCCGUAAUAGGUGGUCCAUAAGUCCUUAUUGUUAUGCCACAUAAACUAAAUUAUUCUAUCCACAUUCACUGGAUAUAAGCAAUCGUGCGCUCUGAUUGGCUACUCUACUACUAGGAUAUCGGCUCAUAUAUGUAUACCGUGAGUAGAGAAAAACAAAAUGGUGGAGCGUAAUAAAAACUACUUGAAAAUAAAACUCCCCAAAAUACAAAAAAAGCAACAAAAUAUGGAAUAAAAGUAUUUGAUGGUAAGAAUGUAUCUUUUUAUUUUUCAAGAAUUAUUAUUAUUAUUAUUAUUAUUAUUAUUAUUAUUAUUGUAUUUUUCACAAAUUGUUACUGUCAUUUCGCCGGUUUGUUUACAUUCUAAGUGGAAAUGAUUUUGACAGACAUUUUGUAUCAAGUUUUUAUUUAUCAAAUUUGCAAAAAAGUAAAAGAAAAAUGCUCCGUUUUUCAAAGUCUAGUGAAUGUGGAUAUAAUAAAAUAAUUAUUUCAUUCAAUCUCGUCGUAUAUGGCUUAUAGCCAACUUGGUGCUACGCGCCUCGUUGGAAAUCAGCUCAUGGACGACUCGAUUUCAUGGAAUAACUAUUAAAUAUCAGAAUACUGCAGGUCGGAAAAACAUGAAUGAUUUGAAAUUUUAAAAAUAGUAAAUAUCUUUUGGUUUUGGAGUAUUGUGACAGAUUUUUUUUCUUCCCUCACAUCAAAUUAAAUUCAAACAUUUGCUAAGGACUUAUAGAGUACCUCUUAUAUAAAAGUAAAUCCAAGUAAUAUGUACGUAUAUGUACUACUGUAGCCACACAUAAAAUGUAUAAGUGCAUUAAAGUUGUGAACACCUA
Molecule: messenger RNA, 2690 nt
Organism: Neoarius graeffei (lesser salmon catfish)
Lineage: Eukaryota; Metazoa; Chordata; Actinopteri; Siluriformes; Ariidae
Gene: rgs5a
Product: regulator of G protein signaling 5a
Exons: 5
Coding region: 93-641 (182 amino acids)
Source: RefSeq, a predicted model, not a curated record